AUGUUUUGUUGGUCCGCAUCCUUCUAUCCCCAGCCGAUCAGUAACUUUCGUCGGCGAUCAACAAUCGGGCUGGCCAUUGACUUUCCCACUAUCAACGUUCUGGGCUUCGUCUGCUAUACAGCAUACACUUCUGCGUUUCUCUAUUCCCCCGUGAUUCGACGCCAAUAUGCUGCCCGUCACCCUCAGGCGGAGGAUUCUACCGUGCGCUUCAACGACUUUGCCUUUGCCGUUCAUGCUGUUAUCCUUAGCUCCAUUGUGUAUACCCAAUUCUGGCCCAAGAUAUGGGGGUUCAAGGUUUCUCGAUUCCAAACUGUUAGCAAACCAGUUGCAGGUCUUUUCUGGGGCUCCAUCAUGGCGAUUGGUAUAAUUGUCUGCAUUGUUCUUGCCAGGAGUCCCGAUGGAGGAUAUGAGCCGUCAACUUGGGCGUGGAUUGAUGUGGUUUACGCUCUUUCCUACGUGAAGUUGAUCAUCACCGUGGUGAAAUAUGUCCCUCAAGCAUGGGUUAACUAUAAACGCAAGUCCACACAGGGAUGGAGUAUUGUGCAAAUCCUUCUUGAUCUGACUGGUGGCGUCCUUUCUUUCCUUCAAUUGAUUUUGGAUUCGAGUUUUCAAAGUGAUUGGAGUGGUAUCACUGGAAAUCCUGUCAAACUCCUCUUGUCCAAUGUGACUAUUGUGUUCGACUUGGUCUUUGUGGUUCAGCACUAUAUCCUCUACCGGGACCCCGUGGAGGACAAGAUUGCGCCUCGGCAUCCCGACCUUAUUACCCCACUCUUAUCAGACCCCAGAGGUGCCAACGCCUGA
This is a messenger RNA of Aspergillus clavatus NRRL 1, 801 nucleotides long. RefSeq names its product putative L-cystine transporter. The record is from RefSeq and is a predicted model, not a curated record. Gene Ontology annotation, biological process: L-cystine transport. Bases 1 to 801 code for a protein of 266 amino acids. Gene Ontology annotation, cellular component: fungal-type vacuole; vacuolar membrane. The transcript has 2 exons. Lineage: Eukaryota; Fungi; Ascomycota; Eurotiomycetes; Eurotiales; Aspergillaceae. Gene Ontology annotation, molecular function: L-cystine transmembrane transporter activity.